AUGCCUCCAACUCCACUACAAACGAGCCUUCCUCCGCUCCCGAUCCCACACGACUGGUCUCGAACUCCUCGGGCACAGACGAGACAAGACCUCAACGUGCUGAGCCGUCCAGGCUCAAGCCUUGCCAGCAUCCUGGAGGGCGAUACAGACGACCACCCCAGUACGGAUGAGACCGGGGAUGAAAGUCAUCUUGACAGGAAUUUCCUGCGUGACGCUGAAGCCGAGCUGAACGCCCUACGCAGCGCAUUAUCCGAAUGCUGGACGUUGUGCAAUACACUAGCCAGCUUGAGUCAUCUUCACAGGGAAAGAAUCUUCAACUUUUCAGGCCGUGGUGACAUGCAUGAACAAGCAUGGAAAGCGUGUUGGAAGUUGUGUCAAAACCUUUACGAUACACGUGAAGACACUGGACCCAACAUUGUUUCGCACAACUCGUCCAGGCCCACGUUGGAUCUAUGUCGAGACUUUUGUCAGGCACUUUUUGAAGUCAGGGUUCGAGAUAACGAAACUGCCGACUCGGUGUUGAGGGUCAGCUUCGAAUUGAACAAUCACCUCUUUAACACCCAUGAUCGAACCCUUCCUGAGGCGUUUCGUGAGAGGACAUUGGAUUUCUACAUUACUCUGUGUCACCGACUGAUGAAGCAGAAGUCGAAGAUGGCCGAGGAAACAGAUUCGUUACUUCGAGCUUGUUGGUCACUGGCGGAGAUGUUGUUUAGUUUGCGACAAAAUCGCCGAGAAGGCAAGAAACCAGACGAAGAGCUGCUUGGUUCGGCAAUACUCGCAUGUUGGGAAUUGUGUGAUUUGUUCAGAGAGGGAUGGACACGAAUCCGCCCCGAAAGAGGGACUCCGCGCCCUAGCCAGACGACAUUCACUCAGGCCUUCAACCAAGCCAAAAGAUCCGGAUUUGCCCCUUGGAACGAGAACGUCAAUCCCAGACUGCUCCCAGAAACCCCGACCACCAUCUUCGAAGAUACUGUCACUACAAUUUCACCCGAUGAAGCGCCCACUCCAAAUAUUCUAGUCCUGCGAGCUGAGGAAGCGUCGCGAAUGUCGACCACCUCAUCCAGCUCAUCGGUCUCCGCGGGCCCAUCUCAGCGUCACCCUUCUCCUAAUUUUCGGAAUCCUCGAUCCGCUCAACCCGGCCCAACUUCUGCGAACCUCGUAAAUUAUGCCCGAUGGUCAGCGAAUUCCUCAACCCUAUCACUGCCGGCGUCCGCCAUCUCUGAGGGAGGUCCUAAUCCUGUUUCCGCGACGACCGUAUCAACUGUCCGCACCCCAGGAGAAGAUCCGACCUUGAUUCUACUCAAAUCGUUAUUUGUCAAAGCCGCUCUCUCCGUCGAACGUGGAUACACGCAGACCUCUGCGGACCCAGACUUAAAUUCUCUGCCGAACUUCGUCAAGAAUCUUCCAGACACUGCUUUCGGCAGCCAGGCAUGGCAAGUUUCGUUACUCGACAACUAUCGCAAAACCAUCAUGAAUGACUCGGGCUUCCGCAACCUGGGGACCGCAGGUACCGUUGGGGAGCGAGGAAGAUUGAACCCCAUGGAAGUAGGUCGAGCUGUGCUAGGCAUGACUUCAUGUGUUUACGGCUUUGGAUGGCUGAAGGAUCUCUAUCGCUUUGUCUUCGGGUUUUAUGCCGAAGAGGCCUUCCAAGGCAUUGUGAGCAACGACACCCAUCGUCCUCUCAGUGCCGUCGGAGGAGGCGGUGGUGGUGGCGGGAGACGGACAACAGCAGCAAACAGACAACAGGGGGUGGGUGUCACUGCUGCAGCCAGUCUCGUUGCUGCCGUCAUGGGCAGUGUUGGCAAUACCAACAAGAGCAAUAAUGGUGCCACGACACCUACCGGUGGCGGUAGUAGUACAAAGAGCACAGGGAGCGGAAGUGGGAGCGGCAAUGGAAGUAGUCGAGGUGGUGGAAAUGGUAGAAGAACUGUGAGUCAGUAG
This is a messenger RNA of Capronia coronata CBS 617.96, 1941 nucleotides long. RefSeq lists its product as uncharacterized. The transcript is spliced from 2 exons. The record is from RefSeq and is a predicted model, not a curated record. Lineage: Eukaryota; Fungi; Ascomycota; Eurotiomycetes; Chaetothyriales; Herpotrichiellaceae. Bases 1 to 1941 code for a protein of 646 amino acids.